Cladophialophora yegresii CBS 114405 is the source of this 897-nucleotide messenger RNA. RefSeq lists its product as uncharacterized. Lineage: Eukaryota; Fungi; Ascomycota; Eurotiomycetes; Chaetothyriales; Herpotrichiellaceae. The record is from RefSeq and is a predicted model, not a curated record. The coding region runs from base 1 to 897 and encodes 298 amino acids. The transcript has a single exon.
AUGGACUCGCUUUCAAGCUCAAUAUGUCGGUCCUGCCGCCUCCGGCUCCUUCAAUCAUCCCCAUACCGACCCUUCAGCACGUCCUCCUCCCGACUGUACAUCCCACCCGAAUCUCCCGCCUACAUCGACGUCCCUCAACCACUCCAACCAGUUCGUGACGGCAAGCCUCGAGCAAAAGGCAUCCUGCCCCUACCACGAGAACUCUUCCCCGCCCGCCGUCCAGACAAGCCCAGCCAGGGAUAUCUCGCCAACGUCACGCGCGAUCCCCUGCCCAAGAACGUCCCAUCUGAAGAACAACUCACCGAGACGGGCAAAUAUAAACGGCGCAUGGCCGCGCUGCGGAAGACGCAUCUCCGCUCGAGUCUAACAGAGCUGCACGCUCGAAAGACAUCAAUCGACAACACCAUUGCAUCCCGGAGUGCAGCCAAACAGCUCGACCGGGCGAGACUUCUCUCUCAAUCGGAACGCGAAGACGCACGCCUUACGAACAUCUCUAUCCCCAGCGCCAUGCGGCCGCAGAAGCUGCAUCAAUUGACGCCAGAAGAGGAGCGGGAAAUCUACGACGCGCGUCUCGCUGCCCACCAAGCCACGCUGGCCGCAAAACAUGAGGACCGCCUCGAUAACCUCCACACGCUGUACAUGAAUGCGCGGAACUUCAUUACCACGAAAGAACAGCUCGCGGCCGCGAUCGACCAGGCGUUCGACUCGAGCAGAUCGAUCUGGGAUAAGGAGGGCAAGCCGGAUACCGUCGAGACGAUGAUUGCUCGGGGCAGGGAUCGGUCCGCGGACGACGGACGCGGUGGAACCAUGUUGCCUGGCGAUGUCACGGAGCGGGCGAGGAAGGAUCAAGAGCGCAUGAAGAAGAUUGCAGAGCGGUUGAGUGGUGGGAAGUUGUGA